AGGGGAACCUGGGGCAUAACGGAACGGCGGGGCAUAAUGGGAUAUGAUCUAUAACUUUUUACAGAAGUGCUGUUAUGUAUUGAAAUAUUUUGCAAUUAUUGCUAUUAGAUGAUCCUUAUCGCAUGCUGUUAUCAGUUGUCAUGUUAUUUUUAACUGAAAAAUGCUAUAAAUUUUUUAAUGCGUUCGCUGCACUCUCCGUGACUCGCUUAUAAUUUUGUUGAUAGAUCAACAUGAGGCAACAAUGAUAAAAUUCUAUUUUUUAUUACCAUAAGUAAUUUUACGCUAUUAAACAAUCUUUUCUAGUCACUUUAGUAAAGUAUUUCUGCACAGAUAUUGAUUAUCAAUGAUAUUUUGUAUUUAUUUAGUGUAAAGGUACAUUUGGGGGCAUAACGGGACAUUAGGCCGUGGGGCAUAACGGUACAAUAGGUGCGCGCAGCGCACCUCUCUAACCUUUUCUUAUUAGGUGACUUGCAAGUGUUAGGUUAAGGGAGCGUGUUUCAACAAGAGAAAUUGAACUGAAAGAAACUGAAAAUUAACAGCAACAUUGAAAGAUGGUUCGAAAAUAUGUACGAAAAACCGAGAGGCAGAAAUGGGAUAAAGAUGUAAUGAAUGAUGCUGUAUCUGCAAUUAUUGAAGGAAAUAUGGGUUAUCGCAAGGCUUCUAGUAUAUUUAGAGUUCCCAAAACGACUUUGGAACGAUAUGUUCAGAAAAUGAAAAACAGUUCUGACAAAAUGGUUAAAGUUACAAAAGCAGGUGCUUUCAAAACAGUAUUCACAAAAGAACAGGAAAAGGAGCUUUGUAAUUAUAUAAUUAGCAUGGAGCAGAGACUUUUUGGCCUAACUUCUAUGGAAGUGAGAUCCCUGGCUUUUCAACUAGCGGAAAAAAAUAACUUACAUAAUUCCUUCAAUAAGGAAACUCAAUUAGCUGGUGUAGAUUGGUUACACGGUUUUAUGCAACGUCAUUCAAACAUUUCCUUGAGAAAACCUGAAGCCACAUCUGCUGCUAGAGCCAUGGGCUUCAAUAAAGUUUCAGUUAAAAAAUAUUUUGAUCUAUUAACCAGUAUCGUUCAAACAAGAAAUAUAACAGCAGAUAGAAUAUUUAAUGUUGAUGAGACGGGUGUUACGGUCAAUCCAAAGCAACAAUCCCGAAUUGUGGCCUGUAAAGGUCGUCGACAGAACUCUAAUUUGCAGUGGACGUUAGACGAACUAGUAGGAGCAAUAACUUCUGCAGACCGAGGGGAAACAGUCACAGCGGUAGUUUGCAUAUCUGCCGCAGGUAAUUAUAUGCCACCAAUGCUAAUAUUUCCAAGAAAAAGAAUGCAGCAGGAGUUCCAAACGGGUUUACCCCCAGGAUCAUGGGCUGAAGUCCAUUCUUCCGGAUGGAUAAAUAAAAAUCUUUUCUUAUCUUGGUUUAAGAAAUUUAUAGAUUUCUCAAAACCUUCGUCAACGUCUCCUGUAUUGCUGCUCCUUGACGGACACAGAAGCCAUACUAUAAAUCUUGAUGUAAUUGAUCUAGCUAGAGAAAAAGAUGUCAUAUUAUUAUGUUUUCCACCACAUUGCUCCCAUCGUCUUCAGCCCUUGGACGUAUCAUUUUUUAAACCAUUAAGUAAAUACUACGAAGAUGCAGUAAGAAAAUGGCUACGACACAAUCCUGGACGAGUUGUCACACUCCUUCAAAUAGCAACUUUAUUUGGUGAAGCAUUUGUACAAUCUGCAAACAUGUCAACAGCAAUUAAUGGAUUCAGAAAGAGUGGUGCUUGGCCAACUGACAUGAAUGUAUUCACUGAGGUUGAUUUUUUGCCAGCUGAUCCUACGGACAUUGCGCUUGGAGUAGAUGAAGUAGAUGAAGAAUAUGAGAUUCAUAAUCAGGAUACGAACGAAGGAAAUUGUCCUGAAAUGUUAGCCACAACAUCUACAAUUCAAUCGAAAUUCUUCAGCCAUUGCCAAAAGUUACUCAAGGUAAAAGACGUAAAAGCCGCAAUAGAGGAAAAACUGCAAUUUUAACUUCAUCGCCAUACAAGGCUUUGCUGGAAGCUGCUAAAAAAACAACACCUAAUGCAGAGAAGAAAAACAUGCAGAAGAAAAUAUUAAAAACAAACAAAUAUGGACAGAAAAGACGAACAUAUAAAAAGGAUAAAUCUUGCGAUACAUCUUCGAAAGAAAAUGAUACUCAGUGCCUUUAUUGUAAUGAAUUGUAUUCAACGUCAAAUGAAGGAUGGAUAAGAUGUUCUUCCUGUUUAAAUUGGGCUCACAAUUCAUGUGCUGGAGUCGAUGACAAGGAGGAUAUUAUAUAUUUUUGCACCUACUGCUCUUAAAAUGUUUUUUUUAUUUGAUAAUAAGUGCUAUGAAUAAAUAAUAUAAUUAUUAUUAAAAUCC
Vollenhovia emeryi is the source of this 2375-nucleotide messenger RNA. RefSeq lists its product as uncharacterized. Gene Ontology annotation, molecular function: DNA binding. Gene Ontology annotation, cellular component: nucleus. The transcript is spliced from 6 exons. NCBI's taxonomy places the organism in Eukaryota, Metazoa, Arthropoda, Insecta, Hymenoptera, Formicidae. The coding region runs from base 552 to 2003 and encodes 483 amino acids. The record is from RefSeq and is a predicted model, not a curated record.